AUGCACCGCGUCCUGCUUGUCGCCGAGCUCCUCGACAACAUCUUUGGCAACCUCAGCGCAGAGUUUGAAAGGCUAAUUGGUGGUCCUAAUGACGGGACCUUGCUCGCGCUUGCGACAACAUGUCGGACAUUUAAAGAGCCUGCGCUGAAUGCGCUCUGGGAAAAUCUUCCCGAAAUUGAUACUCUCAUCAAAUGUCUGCCUAGAGAUGCAUGGGAGGCUUCUGUGGAUCAAGAGACAAGAUGGGGCCGUCCAGCCAAUGCCUUUGUCGAAUUCAAACGGCCUCUGACACCCACAGAUUGGACCAUCAUCCGUAGAUAUGCCCCUCGCGUGCGGCGCCUCCACCAGGUAUCCCUGGACUCCCACAGGUCUUCCUACACCAAACUUUUGGUGCUCAGUCUUGCCCCUCCCGACAGCGUCCCGCUUCUUCCGAACUUGAAGGCUCUCGAGUGGACGGGGAUGCAGCCCGAUACCGCUCCUUUUGUGCGGACCUUUCUCAGUGCAUCUCUUGAGUCGCUCCAUUACGGCAUUGGCAGUACGAUACCCGACACGCACGUGCUUGCGUCCGUUGGUGCAUUCUGCCCUGCUAUCAAGGAUGCGAGUGUCUUCUCGUACAAGAAGAUUUCGGGUGGGAUCGAAGCUUUCUCAUUGUCGGUGUGCCGCUGGGAGUACCUCCAGGUGCUGCAGUGUGAGGAGCUGACGGACGACGCACUCGUUCACAUCGCAGGAUUACCGAACCUCCGAGAACUGCAUAUCACGUUGACUCCGGGGACGCCUUUCCGAGCCUUGAGGAUGCAAGUUCAAGGCAGCGUAUUCACGAAGCUGGCUUCUCUAGAUGUCAACGCAGCCGACUUGGGUUUUGUCGCAGCAUUCGUCAGCGCGUUUGAGCUAUCACCAGCCAACGUCACGAUGCUCGUUGCUGAAGAAGCCAACGCGUGCUCCGAUCGCGUUGCGGCUGUCCUGAAGGCACUCUCAAAGGUCGGGCGCGCUCUAAACCACGUAGAGAUCGCUGAAGAGGAGCUCUAUUGGUACUACAACCCUCCCGCCCACACGUUCACAGUGCGGAACUCUGUUAUCGAUAUGUCUACUCUCCGCCCGCUGCUCGGAUGUGCCGCGCUCCGCGUUAUCGAUCUCGACACUCGGUGUUCUGUGGUCCUUACCGAUGCUGAGCUCAUAGACCUGGCGCGGGCGCUGCCCCUUCUCGAGACGCUGUCUGUCAACUCGAUGCGCGGCUGGAACGCACCCGCGGCGGUCACGUUUUACGGUGUUCUUUCGGUCGCACGCCUGUGCCCCUGCCUCACCCGUCUGGGUAUUCAAUUCGACGGGAUGUCGACGGAGAAGAUACACCCUCCAGAAGGAGCCUCUGCUCAUGAUAACGAAGAGGGUGACGGCAACUUCAACCUCGAGGAGCUGUGGGUCGGGAACUCGCGCGUCGAUGACCCGGAGACGGUGGCGACGAUUUUGUACGAUGCGAUGCCGGGGCUGAGACGCGUGUUUGGGUGGUGCUCGCCGCCGGGACUGGGGGAUGAGGAAGACGAGGCGUGGCGAAUGGAAGAGGAGGUGUACGGUCGGAGAUGGAAAGAGGUUGAGGCUAUUGUUGCUCAGUUCCGCCGUGAAGACAACGAGGAUAGUAGCACCUCAAGUGGGGCUGCGGAGCUGAGUGCAGAUGAAGACACUAAUAUGGGCGAGGAGGAGUAGAAAUUCCGUAGAGAUGACGGUGGCGUCGCGGAGGAAACUAAGGGUACGAUGAGGGUGGUCUAUGUCGACGCUGGUGUACGUCCUUUUCAAUGCACACCAUCACUGUACUGUAAUCCUAUGUCGGGUGCUUCUGCAGUAAGUGCGUUGCCUCAAGUACCAAU
Molecule: messenger RNA, 1856 nt
Organism: Coniophora puteana RWD-64-598 SS2
Lineage: Eukaryota; Fungi; Basidiomycota; Agaricomycetes; Boletales; Coniophoraceae
Exons: 3
Coding region: 1-1695 (564 amino acids)
Biological process (GO): SCF-dependent proteasomal ubiquitin-dependent protein catabolic process
Cellular component (GO): SCF ubiquitin ligase complex
Source: RefSeq, a predicted model, not a curated record